Molecule: messenger RNA, 156 nt
Organism: Laetiporus sulphureus 93-53
Lineage: Eukaryota; Fungi; Basidiomycota; Agaricomycetes; Polyporales; Laetiporaceae
Exons: 1
Source: RefSeq, a predicted model, not a curated record
AAGAUCAAAUGGUUCAAUUCACGAAUGACCGCUCAAUUUCGCGAAGACACGCUACAAGACUUCGUGAAGGGGGAAAUAUAUGAAUUAUACUCAACUGAUUCAUUCGGCAUGGUGAGAAGCAUGGUAUCAUGGUACAAAUAUCAAAAUCAGAGCUGA